Molecule: messenger RNA, 414 nt
Organism: Quercus robur (English oak)
Lineage: Eukaryota; Viridiplantae; Streptophyta; Magnoliopsida; Fagales; Fagaceae
Product: protein DOWN-REGULATED IN DIF1 11-like
Exons: 1
Coding region: 1-414 (137 amino acids)
Source: RefSeq, a predicted model, not a curated record
AUGGCAGCAUCCAGCAACAUUUUUGUUAUGAUGAUCUUGUUCAUUGCUACACUGUCGGUCACACCGGGGCUUGGAAUCUCAAGUGAUCAAGAACUUCCACCAGAUCCAUCACCAGAAUACCGCAAACAUUUGCAUGAGUGCGCAGAGAAGAUAUCAGAAGACUGUGGGGAUGAAGUCUUUUAUAGUACAUUUUUCAAUAAUGUGACAGUUUCUAAUGGUUGCUGUGUUCAGCUUCAGCAUUUGGGAAAAAGUUGUCACGAUGAUUUGGUGAACUUUUUACUCGAGGCCCCUGACCUUGGGAGCAAGGUCUCAGAAAUCUCAACAAGGAGUGAAAAAAUUUGGGAUAAGUGUGUUUUGGUAGCAGAAAGUGGCUCAUCUGCUCCUCAGCCUUCUGCAUCAAUCAUUGAAGACUAG